Messenger RNA from Trichomonas vaginalis G3, 312 nucleotides. RefSeq lists its product as uncharacterized. The annotation marks the transcript as partial. The record is from RefSeq and is a predicted model, not a curated record. The transcript has a single exon. NCBI's taxonomy places the organism in Eukaryota, Parabasalia, Trichomonadida, Trichomonadidae.
AUGGAUAAUGUAGAUUUAAAAAUUUUAAUUGAUGAUUUAGUAUUUAAUCAAAAUUUUCUUACUUAUUAUGAAUUAAAAGCACAUCUCCAAAAAUAUGAUGAAAAUAUAACAGGUGAUGAUAUGGAUUAUUAUUAUUCAUAUUAUAAAAAUGAAAUUUUGAAAUAUCAUGAUAAAAUAAUUUCUAAAAUUAAAGACAAAAUUAAAAAUAAUGAAUAUACAAAGGGAAAAACUAAAUCACAACUUAAACAAUUGAAAGAUUUCAAAAAUAAAGUAUUAACAGAAGAAGAUAUUGAUGAAUUAUAUAAAUUAUAU